AUGUCGAAAGCUCACCCCCCAGAAUUGAAAAAGUUCAUGGACAAAAAGCUGUCAAUCAAAUUGAACGCUGGUCGCGCAGUAACUGGCGUCCUGCGAGGUUUUGAUCCCUUCAUGAACCUAGUAUUAGAUGAAUCUGUAGAAGAAUGCAAAGACGGACAGAGGAACAACAUAGGCAUGGUGUUAAUACUUACGUUGCAAUACAUUAAAUGCAGUGGCGAGUACCAAAGUGAUUCCUACAAUCUCGGUGAAAAUAAUAAUGACGAAAAUAGCCCCUAUGACAGAAAAAGCCACAAGGAUUUCGCGUUACGAUCAGACAUUUAUGGAGAAUCGUACAAUGCUAGAGAGCGACCUUUUAUGUUGAAUGACUACUAUCGUAGAAAGCAUAGAGAAUAUGAUCAAGCUGGACCUAGUCGACGUGUAUCUUCGAUUCAAUAUAAUAAUUAUGAUAAUAAUCUACCAAAACGUUACAGAAGAACUGAUGACAGCGAAGAAGCUAUAAUAGACAGCAUCAAAGAACCCGUAUCAAGGAGUAAUUUUAUCGAAAGUGAGAACUCCUAUACUAAUAAGAUACCAAUUGGCGAAGAAAGUCGAAACAAUGUACCUUUGAUUACCAAAUCUUCGUUUGUUUACUUCUCAACUCCAAAUGAUAGAUGCACGUGUGCUGAUACCACUAAUAUUGAGAAAACCACCGAGCUUAUCUGUUUCUCUAGCACAGAUGGUGGUAAGCACUUUAACGUGAAAUUUAAUGGCUUAGGGCUAUUCGAACUAGAAAAUUUAAUCAAAUCUUACCAUAACUACAUCGAAAGUAUCCAGAAAGAAUCCGGGAUUAAAGAGAAUUAUGGACAUAAUAGUAAUAUAUACAAACAGUACCACGAGAAACAGGAUUUCAGUGCAAAUGACAUUAAGAUUGGCCAAAAUCAAAUUACUUUUAAAACCGAAAAUAGUUUUGAUAUACAAAAUCAUCAAGAAAAAAAUGCUGAAACUCAAAACCUGUUCAGUUCACAAUUCGGAAAAGAUCUCAAAAACAAUUUUGAUUCUAAUUUUGCUUAUCACCAAAUUCAUAAUAAUUACAAUGGUGCGUAUAAUAACAGUAAUGUAAAUGUCCAUUCACAGAAUAAUAUAGGUGACUUCCAUCAACAACUUACUAAAGAUCAAAAUGUGGCGCUGAUUAUAGAAAAGCUGAAAGAACAACUUCAGGCUAAUAUAAAAGCGCAAACAUUGGCACACGAACAGCUAAAAGCUGAAGUACAGGCACAAGUUAAAAAACAGGCACAGUUACUGUCACGUUUAGAGCAGGCGCAGCAAGAAGCAAAAGCACACACUCACACUCAAGCACAUACACAAACGCAGUUUAGUUCAAAAUCACAGGCGCUGUUACUUGCACAAAAGGAGGCACAAGUUCUGGCAAAGGUAAUUGCUGAAAAACAGGCGCAGUUGUAUUUACAAGAAAAGGCAUUACUAUUAGCAAAAGCACAGGCACAUGCAAAAUUACAAGAACAAAUUCAGGCACAUACACAGAUACAAGAGCAACUGCAGCGGGAAUUAUGUAAAAAAGCUUGGGGUCAGAAAGAAGCACCGGCGCCGUUAUGUGCAAAUGUUAAGAAACAACCUCUAUUACAUCCUCAAUCUCAGCCACAACAGCAGACUAAUUCUGAAAAUGGGCCAUUGCAAACGUUUACCAAUAAUGAAUCACAAACCCAGAUACAGACACAGUCUCAGUUGCCAUCGCAGACACAGUCCGAGUUAAAUCCAAAACCACACGCACAGGCCCAAAAGCAGACAAAAGGCGAAAAUCAGUUCCCAAGUUCUCAAUUACAUCCCCAAACAAAACCCCAGACAACGUUAAAUUCACAAUCUCAACAGCAAGCCAGCCUUCAAAAAGAGACAGAUAACCAACCACUCAAAAAUGAUCAAUCACAAAUUAAAGCAGAAACUCAGGCAGAAACAGAAGGAAAAACACAGUCUCAGUCACAGGCCCAAGAAGAAGCAUCCGCAAAUAUUCAUACACAGGUGGAGGUUAAUACACAAGCACAAAGUCAAAAAGAUAACAGUUUUCAAAAACAGGCAGAUAUCCAAUCACAUACGCAAUUACAAAAUCAAGCAGAAGUUCAGAAAAUUGCACAGUCGCAGUCACAGACCCAAGAGGAGUCGUACAAAAAGACUCAGGAACAUCCGACAGAUAACCAAUCACAGCUACAUAAACAAUUACAAAAUCAAGUCGAAACAAAUGUAGAUUUCGAGUUACAAGGGGCAGAUAAUUCACAUGCUCAGACACAGACUAGUUCAAACACAAAUGCUGAAUCGCAGAUAAAAGCACAACUGAAAAAAGAAGCACAAAUAGGUGAAUCACAUAAUAGUAACCAAUAUAACAAACAAUGGCAAGGUUUUAAUAGUGAGGUAGGUUCUAAAUACGUCGGCAAUGGAUUCUUUGAUGGCCUUGAACAUGGUAUAAAAGUUUUGCCAGCGGGACAAAAGGGAGUUGGAAGUGUGGUAAAGGGUAAGAAGGGAAUAGGGGGUGGUGGAGGAUACAGGGAAAAGGUAGUAUUUGGAGGAGGAGGAGGAGGAGGAUUCGGAGGAGGAGGGAGUUUUGGAGGAGGUGCAGAAUUUGGAGGAGGUGCAGAAUUUGGAGGAGGGGUAGGAGGAGGAUUUGGAGGAGGUGCAGGAUUUGGAGGAGGGGGUGGAGGAGGGUUUUCAGGAGGUACAGGAUUUGGAGGAGGGGGUGGAGGAGGGUUUUCAGGAGGUGCAGGAUUUGGAGCGGAAGCAGGAUUUAAAGUAUCAGCUGGAUUUGGAGGAAGUGCUGGAUUUGGAGGCGGAGCAGGAUUUGGAGGAGGAGGAGCAGGAUAUGUAGGAGGAAGAGGAAGAGGGUUUGCAGGACGAGGAGGAUUUGGGAGAGGAAGAAGAGGAGGAGGGGGUGGAACCGCUCGAGAAAGCGGCAACAGACGAGGAAGCCUUGAAAACAGAGAAGGUGAAUUUAGGGGAAGAAAAGGUGCUGAGCGUUUGUAA
Spodoptera exigua (beet armyworm) is the source of this 3003-nucleotide messenger RNA. NCBI's taxonomy places the organism in Eukaryota, Metazoa, Arthropoda, Insecta, Lepidoptera, Noctuidae. The record is from the annotation of a GenBank genome assembly.